Molecule: messenger RNA, 904 nt
Organism: Drosophila elegans
Lineage: Eukaryota; Metazoa; Arthropoda; Insecta; Diptera; Drosophilidae
Gene: Chchd2
Product: coiled-coil-helix-coiled-coil-helix domain-containing protein 2
Exons: 2
Coding region: 142-651 (169 amino acids)
Biological process (GO): mitochondrion organization
Cellular component (GO): nucleus; mitochondrion
Source: RefSeq, a predicted model, not a curated record
GCCGAAGUUUCUCGUCCAAUUGGGAUUUCAGAUAUAAGUUUCGAGCGCUCGUCAUUUUCGAGUCGAAAGCCAAAACAGCAACAACUGUGAAAUUUUUGCGUGAAAUCUAGUCGAUAAAAGACACAAAUUAAAACAAACAAAAUGGUUCGCCGUGGACGUUCAGCCAGUCCCCCUCCCUCCACUCGUCGCUCCGCACCUGUGCAGGCACGAGCCCCCGCUCCCGCCCCAGCCGCCGCCGCCCCUGUGCCGGCCCGUGCUGCCGCCCCGCCCCCACCGCCGGCGCCCAUGAGCGCUCCGCCCAGCGCCGUGGGCAUGCCGGCGCCCCAGCAGCCGUCGAUGUUCCAGCAGAUGGCCGCCACCGCUGGCGGCGUGGCCGUGGGAUCGGCCAUCGGACACACUGUGGGUCAUGGCCUGACCUCGCUGUUCAGCGGAUCCGGCGACAAGGAGGCAGCUGCUCCGACGGCCGCCGCUCCUGCCCCCCAGCAGCAACAGCAGCCCUACUUCGCCCAGCAACCAAAUGAGCCGCAGGGAGCCUGCGCCUGGGAGCUCAAACAGUUCAUCCAGUGCGCCCAGGGACAGGCGGAUCUGACCCUCUGCGAGGGAUUCAACGAGGCGCUGCGGCAGUGCAAGCAGAGCCACCAUCUCCAGUAGAGGAGGAGGAGCAACUGGCCACCACCCCGGAUGACCAAUCCCCUCGUUUAGUUCUUAAUCGUUUAAUUGCAAGCAUCCUAGAAGAGAGCAUUGUUUAAUUGUAGUGCAAAUUGAAAUGUGUUAAAUAGAAAAACCCAUUGGCAGCCCAGUUGAUCGUUGAUCCCUCUUCCCAAAAAAAACCCAAAUCCAAAAAAAUAAAAACAUAAGAAAGCUAAAACCCACGGGCUGUCAAUGUGGGCCAAAACAAAACAAA